Suillus bovinus is the source of this 2121-nucleotide messenger RNA. RefSeq names its product P-loop containing nucleoside triphosphate hydrolase protein. The record is from RefSeq and is a predicted model, not a curated record. Bases 1 to 2121 code for a protein of 706 amino acids. The transcript has 12 exons. Lineage: Eukaryota; Fungi; Basidiomycota; Agaricomycetes; Boletales; Suillaceae. Gene Ontology annotation, biological process: transmembrane transport. Gene Ontology annotation, molecular function: ATP binding; ATP hydrolysis activity; ATPase-coupled lipid transmembrane transporter activity.
AUGAAAAAAAAAGCAGGAGAAUUCGACUACAAGGACACUCGUCGUUACAAGCAUACCCGCAUCGGUGUAUGGGAUCUCUACGAAGAACGCCAAAGACGCAUACGGACCUCACCGAUAUUGAAGGCAUGCGCGCAGAUAAUCCAAAGCGCUCCACUUCUAGUUCGCAUGUUCAAGGAUGUACUCAGCAUCAGACGGUGCUCCGUGCUUCUCCCCGCAUACUUUGUCGUAAGCGUUUUAGCUUCCCUCAUACCCGCUGUUUCCCUGUGGUACUCGGGACAAUUGCUCCACCUAGUAGAGACCCUAAUGGAGACACGUACUGUGGACACAACGGUGCUCGUGCAUUUUGCGGCGGCACAUCUUAUAUGCACAGUUGCCAUGCGUUUCCUCAGAUACUCGCAAGAUGGCAUAAGCCCCCCUCUGAGGUUGUACAUCAAACAAUUCUACAAUGAGCAAUUCUUCCACUCAACUGUGCGCCUCGACAUGCCCGCAUUCAAAACUGUUAACGACUUUUCAAUAAUGCACCAUCUCAAGUAUAGCUUCUCGUAUUGGAAUACUUCGCCAAUUUGGGAAACUAUCGACACGUUGAUGAGCAUCACAAUGAGACUUAUCUAUCUGCUUUCUCAGUUUUUGGUUCUGAUUAUAGUCAUGUGGGAACAACGGGAUGGUCUGCUUCUUGUGGUUCUCGCAUUUUUACCAUGCAUAUUGCCCCAGGAUAGCACGGGAAAGACAGUAGUUGGAUCCUUGGCUUGGGGUGCGACAACGACCAACGAAGAUCUCAUUCACAUGCAAAGUCUGAAGGACUUCGUUGCUGAGUCCUCAUACCGCCAGGAGCUUGUCGCAGGCAACCUCAGCGAACACCUCAGUACACGAUAUCGCGAAACAUCUCAGCGCCUGGGUCACGAUGUGGUUGAUUUCCCGGAGCUGAACAGAUUUCAUCAUUUCAAAGACUGUCUCAGCUUUGCGUUUAUCCUCCGAGAAACAAUGCACAUUCUACCUCAGAUCAUCUUCGCAUUGCAUGUAGUGAAAAAUCCAAUGACAACUCCCCUCUCCUUGGCAUCGCUCAUAUUCAUCAAGCAAGCCUCUAAUCUAUCCAGUGAUGCAAAUUUCUCGAUAUCCAUGAAGUUAUACACUCUUGCGAGAUCUUUGUCCAGUACACGCAAUGUAUAUGAGGCAGGGAACAUACAGAAUAAGGUUGCGGAUGGCACGGAACCGUUCCCUGAGAAUCAGCAAUCUCUCGCGAACGGCAUUUCCGUUGAGUUCAGGAAUGUUUCAUUCCAGUACCCUGGUCAAGACCGGUGUGCUCUACGGAAUGUAUCGUUCAAGAUUGAGGCUGGUCAGCUAUGCGUCAUCGUUGGUGUAAAUGGCUCUGGAAAGAGUACGAUCUUAAAACUGAUCUCCCGCAUCUACGACCCAACAGAGGGCACCAUCCUCAUCGACGACUGUGACAUCAAAACCUUCAGACUUGCUGACCUCCGUGCUGCUAUGUCCAUCCUCUUUCAAGACUAUUCGCAAUUCCCUUUCUCCAUGCACGAGAACAUCGGGCUUGGAAAUCCCGCCCUUGCACAUGACGACGACAAGGUUCGCGAAGCCGCCCGGCUCGGGGGUGCAGAAGAAUUCAUUGACGAGCUCCCUGACGGAUUCGAUACCUACCUUAACCGUCACGUGUAUGAUUACUUUGGGGACCUUCCUGAAGGUACCACAACGCUCUUCGGGUAUCCCAUUGACCUCUCAAACGAGGAUCCCAUUAGCGACAUGCAUGAAUCCAAAGCUCCAGGCAUUCAAAUUAGCCGUGGGCAGGCACAGCGGCUUGCAAUCUCCCGCACAUUCAUGCGUUCAUUGGUAUCUGAAACUGAGUCUUCCGCUGGCAUGCUGCUAUUCGACGAGCCGAGUGCCUCCCUGGAUCCUACGGCCGAAUAUGGUCUUUUCGAGCGUCUACGGAAGUUGAGGGGUAACAAGACCAUGAUAUUCUCUACUCACCGGUUUGGAAAUCUCACCCGACAUGCGGACCUCAUUUUGUACAUCGACGAAACUGUCCAGGAAGAAGGGACGCAUGACGAACUCAUGAAGAAAGGGGGAGAGUAUGCUCGUGUUUGGGAUCUGCAAGCAAAAUCUUUCAUUUAA